AAACAUCUUUUGUCAGAGGAAGUGAUGAUUUUCACCAGAUGAUGAUUUGGGCCAGUUACCUUAGUAACUAAACAGCAGCAAAAAACCAACCCCACUCACUCUCGUGUAGCAGCAGGGGACGACAUGGACGAACUCGAUUUGCUGUUGGAAGAGUUGGCCCUGAAUUCCGCGCGCUCCGAAAGCGCCGGAGGCAGCAAAGGUGCCGCGGCUGCAGAGGUGUCAUGCGCAGUUAAUAGUGGACUUACCAAAAAAGAGAAAGGCCCAGUCUGCUCCAACGUGUACAGUGAUCUGCCGGCUUCGGUAGCAGCUUCCCCGGCUCUUGACUCUCCAACUAAGGAGCUGGACGCUAUCUUGCAGGGUUUCCUGGACCUGGAAGAAGUGGACCCAGUGUCUUCAACAACCCCUCCGCCUCUCAGGCAAAAACAGUUUGUGAAAAGGAAAACAGAAGGUGGACAAGGGGAGAACCAGGAGAGCAGCAGCAGCACAGCAGCUUCAGAUGCAAACGAAUCGACCACGGGCAACAAAACUGAAACAAUCGAUGAGCUGCUGGGAGGGCUGAGCUCUGACUUGGAGAAGAUCGGCGUACGCACCACGGCCAAGGGCCAUUGUGCUUCCUGCAACAAAUGCAUCGCGGGAAAGAUGAUCACGGCGCUGGGUCAGGUGUGGCACCCCGAGCACUUUGUGUGCGAGGCGUGCAAGACGGAGCUGGGCACCACGGGCUUCUUUGAGAGGGACGGCCGGCCGUACUGUGACAAAGACUACCAUCGGAUCUUCUCUCCUCGUUGUGCCUACUGCAAGGGGCCCAUCGUGACGAACAUCCUGACAGCUCUGGACCAGACCUGGCACCCCGAGCACUUCUUCUGCACACACUGUGGAAGCCUGUUUGGACCCGACGGUUUCCUAGAGAAGGAUGGGAAGCCGUACUGUUGCAAGGACUUCUACCACCUCUUCUCUCCCAAGUGCUCGGGCUGUGGGGAGUCGGUGAGGGAGAACUACCUGACUGCGGCCAACGGCACCUGGCAUCCAGAGUGCUUCGUCUGCGCGGACUGCCUGAAGCCCUUCGCCGAUGGUUGUUUCAUGGACUUGGACGGUCGACCCCUCUGCUCACAGCACUUCCACUCUCGGCAGGGCACUCUGUGCGGCGGCUGCGGCGAGCCCAUCACGGGCCGCUGCAUCUCCGCCCUCGGUCGCAAGUUCCACCCCGAGCACUUUGUGUGCGCCUUCUGCCUGCGGCAGGUCAGCCAAGGCAUCUUCAAGGAACAGGAAGGGAAGCCGUACUGCUCGGCCUGCUUCGACAAACUCUUCGUGUGAGAUGCGCAGCGAACAACGCGGCGGAAACCAAGGAAAUGCAGCAUCGGGGUGAUCGAUGGGAUUAUAAUGAUGUGAUGCGUUUAAUGCCUCGAGCAGACGUUUCUUACAUCACAGCAAAAGAGUUUAAUUUUAUUCAACAUUUCUACGCAAAUAAACAUACUUGAUGUUUUUAUGAAUUGUAAUUGAAUAAAACGUCAAGAAAAAAAUGCUCACAUUGUAACAUAGUUAAUGACGUGUAAAGCACACAGAAAAUUCCCAUAUUCCUGGAUAAAAACACUGAAGGAUCAUUUGACAUGUAAGAACUCUGGAUUUUGCUGACACUUAGUCUAUAUUAUGUAGGAUUCCAUACAUCAUGAUCACAUAAAAUUCAUAAACGGAGAAAGAAAAACACAGAAGUGCAGUUUUAAUCUGUGGUUUCCAUUAUGCUACCCUCAGUUUGCUGUAAGACUUGGCAGUCUGGAGAUCCUCUGUGGCAGUCUGGAAGGGGGCUCGUCUACGGGUCCUGAUAGCUUGUAUUGGCAGGGACUGGCAUGGAAUCGGCGUGCCAACCCGAGUUUCCUCUUACUCCGACUUUACCGUUUGGCUCCUGGCGUGCACUAGAUUCAAACAACCUCUUCGGUCUCUACACAGGUUCCUUUAUGGACGACUAUAGAAGAUUAAUGAAGGCGGUGAUGUGAACAAAGGUGGUUUCAGGAGGACCUUCUUCACAUCACUGCAUCUCUUCAGCAACUCACUUUUACUGUUGAGGGAUAAAUCAGCCCCAAUGUGCUUUCGAGUAAAUUCAAGUAUUUUUGUUCACUCCCACUGGUAGUUUUAAUGAUUUGUUGAGAAAUUUGCAGCCCAGUCAGGAUGUAGCAGAAAAUGUUUUACAUAUUUCAAUUUGAGUAUUUCUUGUCAGUUCUGCAGAAUCGCAUCAUAAAAAAAAUAUAUUGAUGUUUUCAUUAACGCCCACAUUUCUAAAUAAAAUACGGUCUUGAUUUUGA
Gasterosteus aculeatus aculeatus (three-spined stickleback) is the source of this 2294-nucleotide messenger RNA. RefSeq names its product leupaxin (gene lpxn). Gene Ontology annotation, cellular component: Z disc; adherens junction; filamentous actin. Gene Ontology annotation, molecular function: actin binding; muscle alpha-actinin binding. Gene Ontology annotation, biological process: actin cytoskeleton organization; muscle structure development; heart development. The record is from RefSeq and is a predicted model, not a curated record. NCBI's taxonomy places the organism in Eukaryota, Metazoa, Chordata, Actinopteri, Perciformes, Gasterosteidae.